Messenger RNA from Odontomachus brunneus, 1680 nucleotides. Its product is annotated as graves disease carrier protein-like. The transcript is spliced from 7 exons. The coding region runs from base 1 to 945 and encodes 314 amino acids. NCBI's taxonomy places the organism in Eukaryota, Metazoa, Arthropoda, Insecta, Hymenoptera, Formicidae. The record is from RefSeq and is a predicted model, not a curated record. Gene Ontology annotation, biological process: transmembrane transport. Gene Ontology annotation, cellular component: mitochondrial inner membrane.
AUGUCUCAAUCCAACGAAAAAGGAAAGACUUUCCACAUCAUCUUGAAGAAUCUCUUGGCUGGCGGUAUUGCCGGCAUAUGUUCAAAAACAGCUGUGGCACCAUUGGACAGGAUAAAAAUUCUAUUGCAAGCACAGCAUAAGCAUUAUAAACAUUUAGGCGUUUUCUCAGGGUUAAAGCAGAUUGUACAAAACGAAGGGUUCUAUGCUCUGUAUAAAGGCAAUUUUGUACAAAUGGUUAGAGUCGUUCCUUACGCGGCAGGACAAUUUACAGCGUAUGAAAUAUAUAAAAAGUAUUUAGGAGGGUCGUUCGGGCAAUAUUCGCACAUUGAUCGAUUCUUGGCUGGAGCUGCUGGAGGUGUCACAGCAGCUACAAUCACAUAUCCGCUCGACAUGAUUAGAGCGAGGCUAGCCUUUUUAAGCAACGGCGACACAUUUUACACUGGAAUAUCCGAUGUUGCUACAAAGAUUUUCCGACAGGAAGGCGGUUUUCGUGCAUUAUACAGAGGAUAUUUACCGAAUGUGAUAGCGAUAAUACCGUAUGCUGGAUUAUCCUUUUACACGUACGAGAAGCUGAAAUAUCUAUGCAUGAAACGUGCGUCGGAUUACUUUUGUUCUAAGCAGGAUAGCGGCGGUCUCGUGUUGAAUGUAUUCGCGAAGCUUCUAUGCGGAGGUGUUGCCGGUGCCGUAGCGCAUACCGUCUCUUAUCCAUUAGACGUCACUAAGAGGCGCAUGCAAUUAGCUAUGAUGCAUCCAACUACGUAUAAAUAUGGAUCGGGAAUGUUGUCCACUAUACGCAUGAUAUAUCUUGAAGACGGUGUUGUAAGAGGUUUAUAUCGUGGGAUGACCGUCAAUUUCUUACGAUCUGUUCCAUUCGUGGCGGUCGGUUUUACGUCAUAUGAGAUAAUGAAGCAGAUGCUGGAUUUAGACACGGGAAUAAAAGUGUAAUUUAGAUAAAACAGACAUAAUUGUCCAUUGUAAAUAAAUCGAAUAAAUUUACAUACAUGCGUAUAUAUCGGUUACACAUGAAUGUCAAAUUUAUUUGCACUAAGAUUUAUAGUUUUUAUGCUUCUAAUUUUUUUAUAGCACAACGGAUAUAUUAUACUAUACUAUAUUAAAAUUGUAUAUUAUGUUAUUUCCAUGAAGAUAUACAAUUAUUUGUGAAAAGAAAAUGAAGAAAAAAUUACGCACUUAUACAGUAAAAAUAAAUAUUCUAUUUAUUUUUUUGUAUUGUUAAGGUUUUUUUAAAAAACGUUAAUAAGAGUUUUUAGACGAGUAAAAACAAUUAAAGAAUAUUUUUCAACGGAAUAUUUCACAUUUAAUUUUUUUUUUUUGAUAAAACGACUCCUUCUAGUUAUGCUAUAUCCAAUUCAACUUUUCGAUCAAUAUAUUUAUAUUAAAAUUUAUCAAUCGUAUUUAGCAUCAACAAAUUGUAACAUUCUGUGAUAAGUUCCGUUAAAAUAAUUAAAUAUAUUAACAAGCUCAAUUGUUAGCACUUUGUAUAGAUUUAGAUUUCAAUGUAUUAAGAGUACGACAAUAUCCAUGUGAAAUGUACAAAUAAUGUCGAACAAAUCGGCGAGACUAAAUUAGUGGUUAUUUUUAUACAUAAUGUAUAUAUUGCUAUAAAGACAGAUGAAACUUUAAGCAAGAAACAAGAUACUAAAUAAAAAAUAUUUUCCUAGA